Marmota flaviventris (yellow-bellied marmot) is the source of this 818-nucleotide messenger RNA. RefSeq names its product nuclear receptor interacting protein 2 (gene Nrip2). Gene Ontology annotation, molecular function: aspartic-type endopeptidase activity. NCBI's taxonomy places the organism in Eukaryota, Metazoa, Chordata, Mammalia, Rodentia, Sciuridae. Gene Ontology annotation, biological process: proteolysis. The record is from RefSeq and is a predicted model, not a curated record.
AGGAAGCUGCAGGGAGACACAGCUGCAGAGAGGACACAGGAAGGCCCCCUCCGAAGCCCCUGCCUGGCUCACCCAGAGGGGGGCCAUGAGCUCCCAGCAGGAGGCCAGGAGAGAUGAGGGAGACACCAGGAGGAAGGGACAGGAAGCAGAGCUGCGGGACCGAGCCCACCUGGGCCAGCAACGACGGCUCAAACAGGCCACUCAAUUCCUCCACAAGGACUCCGCUGACCUGCUCCCCCUGGACAGCCUCAAGAGGCUCGGCACCUCCAAGGAUUUGCAGCCGCACAACGUGAUCCAAAGACGUCUGAUGGAGGGGAAUCAGAGUCGGCUUCAGGGGGAGUCUCCCUUAGUGCAGGCCCUGGUUCAUGGCCAGGACAGCAAGAGGAAGACCAGUGGGACAGAGAUUCCAGCUCUUCUGGUCAACUGCAAGUGCCAGGACCAGCUGCUUAGAGUGGCUGUGAACACAGGAACCCAACACAAUCAGAUCUCCACUGGAUGUCUCAGCCGCCUAGGGUUAGGGAAGAGGGUUCUGAAAGCCCCAGGUGGGGACAUGGCACCUGGGCCAACCCAGGUGGAGCAGCUGGAGCUCCAGCUAGGGCAGGAGAAGGUGGCAUGCUCAGCCCAGGUGGUGGAUGUUGACAGUCCUGAAUUCUGCCUGGGCCUGCAGACUCUGCUCUCCCUCAAGUGCUGCAUUGACCUGGAACAUGGAGUGCUGCGACUGAAAGCCCCCUUCUCAGAGCUGCCCUUCCUGCCUCUGUACCAAGAGCCUGGCCAGUGACCGCUGUCCCAGUUGGUCCCAGAGGGAAAUACCUUGCCUU